AGCUGUGAGCGCGCAGCAGCCGCGCGCGGGCGCGCCGGCCAGGGCGUCUGAAUUUCCUGCGCCCAGCCGCCCCGCUGGGCCGGGAUGGAGGCGCCGACCGCUCCUGGAUGCUGGAUGAGCUCCCGGCCCACUCCAGGGCGGCGUCCGCGCCGUCGGCGCCGAAGGCGCAGCCGAGGCCCUACGGCAUGGCGCAGCGGGCGACGGACGCGGAGGACGAGAUGGAGCAGGCUAUGCUGGCGUCGAUGAUGGAGAAGCCGGAGUCCCAGCCUGGCACCGCGCUCAGCGUCGCGGACGUCCAGCAGUUGGGCCUGUACUACGAGCGCCAGGCGCCCGGGUCGGACACGUGCGGGCUCAACGCCCUGAACAACAUCUGCCAGAAGCGGAUUUUCGACGUGAAGAUGCUGCAGGAUGCGGAGGCCACCGUGCAGCGGGCCGAGAGCGGAGGCAGCUUCGCGCCGGCGUUCCCGCCGCACGCCGCGCCCUCGGGCUUCUUCGACGUGCAGGC
Prorocentrum cordatum is the source of this 505-nucleotide messenger RNA. The record is from the annotation of a GenBank genome assembly. Lineage: Eukaryota; Dinophyceae; Prorocentrales; Prorocentraceae.